Mercenaria mercenaria is the source of this 8915-nucleotide messenger RNA. RefSeq names its product thrombospondin type-1 domain-containing protein 7A-like. NCBI's taxonomy places the organism in Eukaryota, Metazoa, Mollusca, Bivalvia, Venerida, Veneridae. The record is from RefSeq and is a predicted model, not a curated record. Gene Ontology annotation, biological process: cell adhesion. The transcript is spliced from 30 exons. Bases 395 to 5224 code for a protein of 1609 amino acids. Gene Ontology annotation, cellular component: extracellular matrix.
GAAUAUCAUUGGCAUGGUUGAUUGUGCAGCUGUUCUUGGCAUGAGGAAGUUUUGAAAACAUUUCCAGUCAGUGGAAAGGCUUUUAGGGAUUAAAGAAGAUAACUAAUAUCUUAUAAAGUUCUACCCUACAGUAUCUCAACACUUGGAGGACCUGGUAUAUAUGGACAUACAGAAUGAUAGUGGCAUGUACAGUAACUGUAUAACCAUGACCAGCAAAAAGGAUGUGAAUGACUUUCUUGGAAUUUUAACUUUGACACAGUGAUAAUAGUGAAUAUUGUGUAAAUCUGGAUUAUAGAGGCAUUCACUCAGGACUGUACAAUGAGCAAUGUUCAGUAGACUGGUUCUCGAUGUGUUCGCUACAUGACAACUGUGUUGAGGCGUGUCACACCUGAUUAUGGGACAUGGUAGCAGUACGGAGAGCCACGCCCAUCUCCACAGUCACGUGCUGUACGUUUUGUUCUUCUUAUUGUCUGUCAUCAUCUCAGGGACCAGUGCCAUUAGAUAUGUCUGGAAAACAGGUUUAUGGAUGGAGUGCCAACACUACAGCUGUGGGAAGGGAGGAUCUCAGUUUAGAUCUGUGUAUUGUGGGGAGGCAGGCGAGUACAAGUACAAUGAAUAUGAUGCAAGCAUGUGCUCACACUUGCCUAAACCAAAGAAUGUGCAGGAAUGCUUCAAGGUGUGUGAACAGCACCAGAACGCUCUCAGAUGGGCCGUCACUGUGUGGUCCGACUGCACUCUCCGUCCAGAAUUCCGUACAUGUUCCAUCAAACAUGGCAUCCGUUACAGAAAUGUUACAUGCGUGUGGAGAGAAAAUGGGCGUGUGGAGGACGAUAAUGUGUGUUCUGAGUUUGAACCGAAACCGGACACGGAAGAGAGCUGCGAUUUAAAGUGUCCACAAAAUUGUGUUGUAUCAUUGUUUUCCUCAUGGAAUAUAAAUAACUGUGAUAAAUGCCGAAUUGUAAAUAAAACUCGGACGCGAGAGCUGAUUAUUCCCCCAGCAAAUGGCGGAAUUUCGUGUCCGACAUUUACUGAAAUGUUUCCUUGUGAUAACUGUGCUGAUAUAUAUACUUACAAGAUUGGAGUAUGGGAUGAAUGUAUGCCAUACAAUAUGACUUCAAAGAUAAGAGGACAAGUUCACCCUCAAAUUGGAUAUCAAAAGAGAAAUAUUCAUUGUAUAAACACUUAUGGAUCUAUUGUUUUAUAUAAGCAUUGUGUAGAAUAUUUACGCUCAACUGUGUCACAGCUUGUUAGCAGCCAAACUUGCAUCAUUCCACAAGAUUGUAUUGUGUCCGAAUGGUCUCAGUGGUCUCCGCACAACUCCAGCUGUGUGAGGGAAGAUGGUUCACGCAGCCAGGGGUACAUGGUUCGAUCUCGCAGUGUUCUACAAAUUCCCUUAGGUGCUGGCAAACCCUGCCCAAAUCUCAUUCAUUACUUUCCAUUAAAGCCAGUUGAUGAGACAGCUUGCAUAAGUGAAAUUGAGGUGGUUCUUCCCCCUUUAAAAAUUGACAAAACCUACUGGAAGAUGUCUAGCUGGAGUGAAUGUAAGAUCCCAGCUGGGAGCUAUGGGUGUACAACAGGUCUUCAAACCAGAAAUGCUUUUUGUGUACAGAACAGUGAAAAUGGCAAGGAAAAACCAAUACCAGAUGGCUAUUGUAAAGAAAGACGACCUUUGACCUCUCAAACGUGUCGUGCAGAAUGUGACCUUGACUGCACUGUCUCCCAUUGGACACAGUGGACAGAGUGUAAAGUAACUGACUGUGAGCUGUAUCUCAGACGUAGAAGGGCCAAUGAGGGUACAGGCCAGAGAUACAGAACCAGGAAAGUUCUAACUGAGGUCAGGGGUAGAGGCAACAUGUGUCCACACCUUAGUGAGACCCAGACCUGUGACCCACAGCCUUGUUUCCACUGGAACAUGACAGUUGGACUCUGCCAGUUACUGAACCCUAACACAUCACCUCCGUGUGGUCUUGGCACUGCAUACAGAACUAUCUCUUGUGUUAAUAAACUUGGAUUACGGGUAGCUGACUCUAAGUGUGAGGAACUCAGUGAGAUGCCUAGUAUUAAAGAAGACUGCAACAUUCCAUGUCCUAGAGACUGUAUAUUGUCAAAAUGGAGCCCUUGGUCACAGUGCCCAAACCUCUGUCAGGAAGGGGGCAGCACAGAUGCCCCAAUACAGACAAGGGAGAGAACUAUACUGGCUCAGUCUGGCCCAGGGGGAGCUCCAUGUCCACCAAACAGACAACUGACUGAGAUAAAGACAUGUCCUACAGUCAUUGAGUGUGCGGUAUAUGUAUGGCAGACAGAUCCCUGGAGUCCCUGUGCGCCGAGGGAAUCUGGCGUCCAGUGUGGCCCUGGGAUACAGCAACGUGAGGUCGGCUGUUACAGUUUACAGGGUCAAAUGGUCAACGACAUAAGAUGUACAUUGAAAGUGAAACCACCAGCAAAGCAGUCCUGUGAAGUGGCGUGCCCUGUAAACUGUGAGGUCACUGAGUACUCAGACUGGUCACAGUGUAGUGCCUCCUGUUUUGAAGCCACUCAGAUAUUGCCAAGACAAACUCGGGUUCGCCAUAUCAUCCAAGAGCCCAUGUAUGGUGGUGCUCCAUGCCCAAAUAUUCUAUCUGAGGUGAAACAUUGUAACAAUCUGACAUUCUGUGAAGGAUACUACUGGGAUCUUGGUACCUGGAGCAGAUGUAUCCUACCACCACAUAAGAUACCUCAGUGUGGCCAGGGAAUUCAAGCUAGAGAUGUUUCAUGUAGACUAGAGAAUGGCACACUUCAGCCUAUAGAUGUGUGUAUUCGACAUAUCGGUCCUUUACCCCAAACUUCCAAACCAUGUUACAAAUCGUGUGAUGAGGAAUGUGUGUUUGAAGAGUGGUCGGAAUGGAGUCAGUGUAUUAAUGGAUGUAAUGGCAAAAGAUUUCGGACAAGAAAACUUAUCGAAGAUGCUAGAACAGUGACCAAGCUACAGUGCCGAGAUACCCGUUUCUAUCCCCUUGACUCCUUUGAGGAAUGUCUGUGUGAUACCCACCUGCCUGUUGCCAUUGGUAACUGGUCAAAAUGUAUUCUCGAAGCAGAUGAGACUUAUUACAGGACCAGGACAUUCCAAGAUCUUCAAACAGAGAGUGCACCUGGUGUGACUCUUAUCCCACGUACAUCAGCAAGUGUAGGUGUGAAUGCCAUCUGUGGUCCAGGUCAGAGGUACAAGGUGCUUGCCUGCCAGAAUGAGAUCGGAGAAGUUGAAGCUGCUAAUAAAUGCUCACUUAAACCAUACGAGGAGGAAACGUGCCUUAUACCUUGCCCAGUAGACUGUGUCAUGUCAGACUGGUCAUUAUGGACAGACUGCUCCACUUCCUGUGGGACUGGUACACAGAUGAGAUACAGACAUAUAAAACAGAACCCUUCUGAUGGAGGCAGACUGUGUCCUUCUCUAGAUAAUGCCGGAAAGGAGACCCAGACCCGUGUAUGUCAGACAGAUUGUCGUAGGAACAAAUGGCGGACAUACAAGUGGAGUCCAUGUAUGCCUGUACAUCAUGGUGCUAUCUGUGGUAAUGGCUCACAGUCUAGAAGUGUAAGGUGUGAAGUUUUUACAGCACAUGGUUUCAUCAAUGAAGCAUUGGAUGAGAGACUGUGUUUGUAUCAUUUCAAGCCCAUUGAUAGACGGUCCUGCUACUCACCGUGUGUUGGCGAGUGUGUGGUCAGUGAGUGGACAGCCUGGUCAAGAUGUCAGCAGCCAUGUGCAGACCCAAACCAGGUUCAGAUUCGCACCCGCACAGUACUGCGGCAACCCAGUGACGAUCCUAUCCAUGUUUGUCCCAUCCUCCUAGAUGAGAGAUUCUGUAUCAGGGGAGACAACUGUGUAGAGUAUACCUGGAUUUUGACAGACUGGACCAGUUGUCUGGUGAACAAUGGACAAGAUGAGUGUGGGGUGGGACAUAAAGAACGGUACCCAGUCUGUCAGGAUCAAACAGGAAGGAUUGUAGAUGAUGAGCUGUGUGUCUUGGCUCUAGGUGAAUCCACAGAAUUGCUUGUAGUGGCCUGUCAAAUUCCAUGUGAUGUUGAUUGUCUGCUGACAGAGUGGUCUCCCUGGAGUGAAUGCAGUAGUACAUGUGAUCUAGGAGAACAGCUUCGAAUGAGAGACAUAGUGGAGGAACCAAGAGGUAAUGGCCGCCAAUGCCCGGGCAUAUUUGAACAGAGGAAGCCGUGUUUUGUGCAAGGUUGUUACACUUGGAUUGUCUCAGAUUGGUCAGAAUGCACCAAUCAGAAAGGAGUAUGUGGACAUGGAGUUCAGACACGCAAUGUCACAUGUGUAGCCAAUGGUGGACUUCCUGUAAAUGGGACAAAUUGUGAACCUGACCUAGAUAUCAUUAUACUGCCAACAGAACAACCUUGUACAAUACCCUGUCCUGGAGAAUGUGUUAUAACAGACUGGACUGAAUGGAAUGAAUGUUUUAUUGACUGCAAAAACUACGACAGACCUCGUUAUACACGUGGAGUACAGAGCCGAUCACGUGCUGUGUUAGCCCAUUCGCAGAUGAACUAUCCACCAUGCCCGGAACAGUUGUGGGACAGUCGACCAUGUGAGGCCACAAAAUGUUUCACUUUUCAUUGGAAGACUUCAGAGUGGUCUGAAGCAAAGACUCGUAGUGUGUGGUGUGAGCGUUCUGAUGGUUUACGUGUGACAGGUGGAUGUGAAGAACUAGCCAGACCAGCUACUGUGUUAAACUGUAAUCCACUGUGCUCUCUACUCAAUUCUAUCUGCAAUGACACCAACCACUGUGUAUGCCUUCCAGGUCAUGAGCCAGUGUACAACCGUCUGAAUGUCCUUAUAGAGUGUAUCAAGAUGGACAAUUCUACUGAUGCUAGUCCUGCCUCGGACUCUGUCACUUUACCCACGGAUGGUCCAACAAACAUAUGGAUGUAUGCAGUUAUCGCGGCAGGGACUCUGUUUGUGAUAUUCCUAGCAGUGGCAUGUUACACGAUGAGUGAAUUCUUCCACAAGGGACCACGACCAAGAAGCAAAAGGGCUGAUGAAAAAAGUAUAGAAGGUGCAGAUAGACUAGACGGCAUGGUAGCAGAAACUGAGCUUGGCUCAUGUAAUCAUGUGCCGCACGGUGCGCCAAUUAAUAAGUCAGAAGUAGAUAGCAUAUCUGUGAUUAGUGCUGAUAGAACUCCACCACUCUCUCCGAAGGAGUCAACGAAAGUCUCCUCCAUCAUACACGUAUAGGUAACGGUGGACCAGUGCACAGCGCCCCCUGGACUCAUGGUGCGGACUGCAAAUACACGUGCCUCUACAAGGAAGAGAUGGUAUAGCCCGAGACGGUCAUUCCAGAAAGGAGUAGGAGAGAAACUGUCCGUUUAAUGUUCGCUUCCCGUGCAGCUGAUAAAAUAAUUCUAAAGAGUGUUACAAGUGUGUCAUGAUUUAGAAAAUAGUGUGUUUGACUUUAAGCAUACUUUAAACAUACUUUAUAUGUGUUUAAAGAUGAUGUUACUUAAACAUGUCAUGGUGUUGGGGAUUUUGAAAUUCUGUGAAGAAACUAAAACAUUUACAGACGUAGUUGAGUUGUGAUAAAUUAUGAAGGCCUUCGUGUCUAAAACAUACCGGUAUAUUUAUGUGUUUAUCAUACAUAACAAUAUAUAAUACUGAUCAAAGUGUGGGUAAUAUAACAUAUUCAUGAUAAAACACUCGUUUCACUUGUAACAGUUUCAUGGAACAAUUUCAUGAAUGAGGUUUCGCGUUCAAUGAGACUGAAACUCCAUUUCUCUUGCGUGAAGAACACUACGAUGUGUCUUUGAGAGACAAGUGUGAGAAACCACUCACUUUGUUUUAAUGUAUCUAAAGCAGGACAUCCAUCGAGACGGAACACAUGGUUCAAAGUUAGAAAUUGUUAUAACAUUUCACGUGUUAGACGUGUAAAUGGCAAGAGAAUUAACUUAAAUUUUGUAGAAAUUUAAUAUGGAUACGCAUUUAUUGAAGCAACAGGAAUUUGUGUGAUUAGAUUUCUACAGUUGUGCUCUAACCUGCCUUCAUUAUUCUAUGCAGGUUUUGAGGAUAUUUGAUGCUCUAUAGUAAAUGAACAUAUUAACAGUGAAUGCAUGUUGUGAACACACAUUAUCCAAGAAUAGAUAACUUAGUUAUUUUCUUUGCAAAUAUAGAAAGGAAAUAGGAUUCAUACUAAGUUAAUGAAAGCUGCUUUAUUUUGAAAUAUAAGGAUUUGAUGUUUUCUUGGUUUUAGUUUUAGUACUGUAAAGGGGUAGUUCCUACUGACACGUGGUUGUACAUAACCAUUAAUGUCAGUAGUUUCCGCAGCGAGAAGGUAAUUUUAGAUACGGUCUUAAAUAAAGACCACAUAAUGACUCUGUAACUUAUUGAAAAGUUUUUAGCAAGAUGGUACUUGAAAAUGCUUGAUUUUACGUAUAUAUAUGUUCUUUGUCAAUAAAAAAUGCAUGUUUGAAUGUGCAAGCCUACGCGUAAAAAUACAAUACACAAUCCAUGUAUUAAUGACAAUGACAUGUAGAACAACCACUUAAACCCCUGGCUGUGAAACAGCAGUGGGGUUUGGCAAUAUUGUCUGUGCGACCAUCCGUAUAUCUUGUCUGGUAAUAGGUCACCUUCCCUGUCUGCCUUCUUGUUUUUUAUUUUUAAAAUUGACACCACACCUGUUAAUGCUUCUGUUGUACAAAGUUUAAUUCAAUGACAUGACUAAAGGUCGAAGUUAAGUAGGAACAUUUUCAUGUCUUUUAUAUCCCGAGUGAUUGUGAUAUAACAUGAUGUAUUGAUGUAUGGAAAUAAAAAUGCUAAAUGUCUAAAUUCAUGUGAUUGACAAUAAUCUUAUUUCUUAGUCCUUGCUGAUUUAGAUUCAAGAAUGUUUCAAGUUGGAUUUUCAGAUGAUUUGGCCUCGCAUAUAUAUAAUAUUACUAAGAUUUGAAGUUGAAUUACUCCAAUGUUUCUUAAAGUUAGCUCUUUUUCGAAAUCCAUGUGCAAUAUUUGGUAUUUAACUGAAAGUCUUUGAACAAAGGGAUUUCUACGUAUAAAAAUGGUAUCCGUAGAUAUCUUAAACCAUUAUGCAGGAAAUAGUUUAAAAUUACUGAGCAACCACUCUUUGUUUACUGUAACACUGAAUAUUUUGUCACUUAUACUUAUCAAGAGAGAUAUUUACAAAAAUUAGAUAAUAGCAUGGUAAUGAACUGCCUAUAAUGAAUCGGCAUAUUUCAUCUUUUCAUGCACAAUGGGGAAAUGAAUACUCAGCCUGUGCCUGUUUCGAGUGGUUAUCUUGUAAAAGUGUUGUCUGAAUAUAUCGCCAUCUCAUAUCACCACAGUAAAUACUAUGGUUGAUCAAGAAUAAUGCCACUGCGUCAAUGACGCUUAAAUUCAUAGUUGUAUCAUUAUAAAAAUAAAUCAGGCUGUACGCUAAUUCAAUUCUGAUUAUACUGAUAAAAUUCAUUUUCUAGGAUUUUGAUUAGACAUAGAUGUUCCAGAUGUACUUCGGGCGUCAUUUCGCUGCGAGCUAAAUGCCAACAGAAAAGUACAAUCAUAAGUUAGCUUCAAACUGUCAAAGCAAAUCACAUGAAAUCGUAACGUUGUUUAGUAAUAUCUUUCUGUCUUCUACUGUUAAAACUGUAGUGAUGUAUCACAGCGAAAGGACCUUUUGUAGGGCUAACACAUGUAAAUGUCAAUUUCUGACGUCAUUGACGUGCGGCAUUCGUCGUUACAAUGCUUUCCAUAAAUCUGAUAUCUCGAGGAAUUUGCAAUAUAUAACUAUGAUGUUUUCAAACGGAAGGUAUUUGAGUAUGAACUUUAGUUUUUGUGUCACCAGUGACAUUUCUUCUUGAUCAACCCUCGUAGUUUAACCAUAUUAAAUUAACUUUAUGUAAUAUUGAUUAUAUCAAGGACACGUUAUAAAUGGAACAGUUAUUUAUUUGUAAAUAUGCCAAAUGUCUCUUACGGUAUCUCGUGUGGAUUUUAUACCAGAUAUGAUAUAACAAAUUAACUUUAUCAUACAUAUAGAUUUUGUUGGGUUUACACAAUUAUAGGUAAUAUGGCGACUUUUCAGCUUUGCAUGGUCGAGCAUCAAGGCAUCACUCCCGGCGUUUCAUGCACGGAUCAGGCAUCUGGAUAGAACCACCGACGUUCAACAAGACAGUUGGAUGGCUUCCCGUACAUAAAAGAAUUCUACCUCAAGCAUGAUUUGGAAUCCAGUGGUGAAGGGCAAGUGAUUCUUUGUCAGCGACCUUAACCACUUAACACGGAGCCAAUCCUUCCACCCCGCCUCAUACAUAUAGAGAGCUGCUUUUCUGUAAGAAAAAUUGUAUCUAGAACUUAAGUAUCCGUUAAAUGAAACCAGUAAAGUACAUAUUAAUUCUUCAGGCGAGUUAAUUUAUGUAAAUAUAAGAAAUGACUUUUUUCGACGUUCAUGCGAAAUGAACGACAUAAUAGGAUCGACAAAUUAAACACGCAUUGUAUUUUUUUUUGUAAAUCUAGAAAGUUGCUAUGUGACUUGUAUGGAUGAUCUGAACCAAAAGCAAAACAAAACAUAAAUGAUUGUUAACAAUUUAAUUAGAUUUCAAAAUUCUUUGAAAGUAGAUCUAUUUAAGGUUGGUUCUAGAUGAUCUAGAUGUUAUUCCCGCUCAGCUGGUAUGUCUGAAUAUUCUGAAUUAUUUGAUAAUCUUUGUAUUACUUUAUGAUGGCCUAAUAUGACAUCUGUUUGAUUUUUUUCAACUGGAUCUGAUAUGUAUAUUUUUGCUUGUUUAUAUAAAACACGGUAAUAUGUAAAUGCCUGUAAUGAAUAUUUUCAUUUAUAUGUAAAAAUGUACAUAAAAUGUGUUUUCAAUUUUUGUUAUGUGUUUUGAUGUUCUUAUGGAUUCUAAAAAAUGUAUCUGUUAAAUGAAAACAGUGAAAAUAAAUUUGGUUGAUUAUU